AUGAUGGAUUACAGAAAUGAAAAUGCGACAAGUGAAAAUCAAUAUCAAUUUUUGGAAUCGUAUAUUCGAAGAUAUAGUCUUACAGCUCACCAUCCUAUUGGUACGUGUAAAAUGGGCAAACAAGAAGAUCCAAUGGCGGUUGUAACUCCUGAUACGCGCGUUAAAGGUGUAAAAGGUCUGCGUGUUGUAGAUGCAAGUAUCAUGCCAACGCUUGUUUCCGGUAAUACGAAUAUUCCAACUAUUGCAAUAGCCGAAAGAGCAGCAGAUUUAAUUAAAAGCAAUUCUUAA
Molecule: messenger RNA, 288 nt
Organism: Adineta ricciae
Lineage: Eukaryota; Metazoa; Rotifera; Eurotatoria; Adinetida; Adinetidae
Source: the annotation of a GenBank genome assembly